GCAUCUUCAAACACCACCACAUCCUCCAAAAUGGCACCUGCAGCAACCGGCGGCAAGAAGCAAAAGAAGAAGUGGUCCAAGGGAAAGGUCAAGGAUAAGGCCAACCACGCCGUCGUCCUCGACAAGCAGACCAACGACAAGCUCCAGAAGGAUGUCCAGUCAUACCGCCUGAUUACCGUUGCGACCCUCGUCGACCGCCUCAAGAUUAACGGAUCCCUCGCACGGAAAGCGCUUGCGGAUCUCGAGGAGAGGGGCCAGAUCAAGAAGGUUGUUGGACACUCCAAAUUGAGCGUUUACACUCGUGCUGUCGGUGCUUCGGAAUAAGCGAAUAAACGGAUGGACGGGCGGUAGAUGCGAGACUUGGGGUUCUUCACAGCAUUCGGGUAUUCCAAAACCACAUUCCUCUUUCCCAACUAUCGGCGUAUUCGACAUGAAAGGGUCCUUACUCUAUGGGCAUGGCAGGCAUGAUAUAAGAGGACCGCUUGGGACAGCGCUCCCGGGCGGGGUUAUGUAUUGAAUGAAAAGAAACCAGAAUCUGCAUCACUUCGUCCGAGGGGUCG
Westerdykella ornata is the source of this 560-nucleotide messenger RNA. Its product is annotated as putative 40S ribosomal protein S25. The record is from RefSeq and is a predicted model, not a curated record. Bases 31 to 324 code for a protein of 97 amino acids. NCBI's taxonomy places the organism in Eukaryota, Fungi, Ascomycota, Dothideomycetes, Pleosporales, Sporormiaceae. The transcript is spliced from 4 exons. Gene Ontology annotation, cellular component: cytosolic small ribosomal subunit. Gene Ontology annotation, molecular function: structural constituent of ribosome.